Molecule: messenger RNA, 2161 nt
Organism: Linum tenue
Lineage: Eukaryota; Viridiplantae; Streptophyta; Magnoliopsida; Malpighiales; Linaceae
Source: the annotation of a GenBank genome assembly
CUAAAAUGGAGUGCCGCUGGAAAUUGUGGGGGGAAGGGGAUAGAGAUGAACAUCUGCAGAUAUUGAUGGGCAUGGGCUCCUCUUGGUUGCAAUUCCCCAUUCCGUCAAUUUUCGUUCUACAGAGGUCCUUCCCAUUUGACGAAAACCCUCUUGUCUGAUAGCCAAAAUUCCUCUCCGCCAUAGCCAAAUCUCAAAGCUUUUAUACAUCUCUAGGACAAACGAAAGAGACCCUAAUUUCCCUUGUUCGCUUUCCCUUCAGGCGGUACUGCUUCCAGCUUCUUCACUUCUGGCAGCUCAAUUCGCAGUCUUUGCCGUUUCCUUUUUCUAAAGUUUUGAACUUUCGGAUGAAGCUUUGAAUCUUUUUGUUGCUGUUUGUGGCGAUGUCUGUGGAGAGAUCAUUCGAAGCGUGGGAGGAGGUUCAGCGGCAAGGCCAUGACCUCGCGGAUAGGCUGGCGCAGGGAUUCACGGGUCUUAUCCACACGCAUAUGACGAACCCACCCGCGAUUCCAUGGGCGAACGCUCCCAAAUCGAAGAUCUUCGAUCUCGAGUUCCCCGGCCACAGUUUUAUUAGUAAGUCCAUGGAUUUCGGAGUGUUGGCGGAUAACAGAAACACUGGGAUCGCUGGGGUUUCUGCUAUUCUGGAUAUUGGGAACAAAAUUGGACAAGCGGGGGCUGAAUUUGGAGCUGGCUUGAAUGGUUUGGUGGAGCAAUUCUUCAGGAGGUUGCCUGUUCCAUUCAAACACGACGAGGGUAUGGAGGUUGGGGUAAGGAUAGAGAGCAGGAGAAGUGAUGUCAAUUUGAGCGUUGAAGGGCAGUUGGACCUGGUGAAUACGAAGUUGAAGGAGUUUGGGUUUGUGGAGAAUGAAGGGAGAUACAUCAGUACAGCAGCUGGUGGAGAUGAGGGAGGAACAGCUGAUGGUGAAUUGGGGACCUUUGAUUUGAAGUCCAUUGGUCUUAUGGGGGGUAGUAAGCCUCAGGGAACCUUAAAUUUUACAUCAACUUAUGAGAGCAGAACUGGCAAUGUGGAGAGCUCUAUGGUUGCUAGGGGUGAUUUAUGGAGAAUGGAGGCAUCACAUGACAGUUCCACAUCAGGAAAUGAGAAUUCGUCUCUCUUCCUAGUUCAACUUGGUCCAGUACUUUUUGUUCGUGAUAGUACACUUCUUCUACCUGUUCAUCUAUCAAAGCAGCACUUGCUUUGGUAUGGCUAUGAUAGGAAGAAUGGCAUGCAUUCUUUAUGCCCAGCAGUGUGGUCCAAGCAUAGAAGGUGGUUGCUGAUGUCAAUGCUCUGCCUUAAACCGUUAGCUUGUUCGUUUGUCGAUUUGCAAUUUCCGAAUGGCCAGUUAACUUACAUAUCUGGUGAAGGUCUAACGACAAGUGCUUUUCUACCGGUCUUUGGGGGACUUCUGCAAGCUCAGGGUCAAUAUCCUGGUGAAAUGAGAUUUAGCUUCUCUCACAAGAACAAGUGGGGAACCCGUAUAACCCCAGCGAUACAGUGGCCCGACAAGUCAUUUUCUUUGGGUUUUGCACAAAACUUAGCAUGGCAUAGAUCUGGUCUUAUGAUGAAACCAACACUUCAGUUCAGUUUGUGCCCUUCGUUUGGUGGUAGCAAUCCUGGCGUGCGAGCUGAACUACAGCAUUCACUGAAUGAGCAGCUGAAUCUGAUAUGUGGCUGUGCGUUUGUCCAGCAGCCUUCUGUAUUUGCAUCAGUUUCUAUUGGCAGGUCUAAGUGGAAUGGUAACGUCGGGAGUUCCGGGAUCGUUUUGAAACUAGAGAGCCCCCUCUCAGGUGUUAGUCGACCAGCCUUGUCUGUGCAGAUAAACAGUGCUGUCGAGUUUUGAAGGUUGCAUUCAACAGUGUAAACCUGCAGUGUAAAUAUGGCUGUAGAAUUUACAGCCCACAGAAGAUGUGAAUACAGACGAACAGACUUUUAUCUUAAAUCCAAAUAACCCAUCAUGUAGCUGAAAUGGUCUCUCAAUUUUGAGGUUUGUAGCAAAAUGGUCACUUACAACUUCAAAAGACAAAUGAGUACCUAAAUUUCUUCUUGCUUUUAGCAAAAUGAUCACUCGCAUACACAAACCUUUAAGGAUUAAAACAACUUUCUUCAUGUACAUACCAUAACGAUCUUUCACCAAAUUUCAUUUGCAAACAAAAGAACGAAUUA